GAACCACCAGUCUCUCACUUGUGAUAAUCUCAGAAACCAUCGAAGGUCGAAGUCUUUUCUAUAGGAUUUUUAAAUUUUGAAAAUAUUUCUUUUAAGGGCUUGUUUGGUGUUUAGCUAAUCCCAUCAUCUCUCUUUAACUCUCAUCUGGUCAUCGUCGUCUUCCUUGAGAACUAAGCCAACCUCCCACUAAUCUCUCAAACCCGUCUCGGUACAUUCACUCCACUCCGAACGCCCCAAAAAAAUCCAACCCCAAAACCCUAUAAAACCACAAUCCCAACUCACUCACACUUUCCCCUUCUCUAAUUCCAACUUUUUCCAUCGGUUUUGGAGCUUUCAAAUUCACAGGAUUUUUAAAUUUUGAAUUUUUUCAACCUUUUUUUUUCCCGAAAUUUACAGGGGUUUUGGGGAUUUGUGGUAAGGGCGUGUUUGGUGAUUGGGUAAGAAUGGCCAGUAGGUUUAUCGGAGAUUACGAGGUGGGGGAGCAGAUAGGGGCGGGAUCGUUCUCGGUGGUGUGGCACGGGUGGCACAGGGUCGACGGGACGGAGGUGGCGAUCAAGGAGAUUGUGACCGAACGGCUGAGCAAGAAACUGCAGGAGUCUCUCAUGUAUGAGAUUGUUAUACUGAAGCAGAUUGAUCAUCCCAAUAUCAUCCGGUUGCACGAUAUCAUCAAGGAAACCGGAAGAUUACAUCUUAUAUUGGAGUAUUGCAGAGGGGGUGAUCUUUCUAUGUAUAUUCAACAACGCCAAGGAAGAGUUCCAGAGGCCAAGACGAAGCACUUUAUGCAGCAGCUGGCGGUUGGUCUACAGAUCCUCCGUAAGAAUAAUCUGAUACAUCGAGAUUUAAAGCCACAGAAUCUCCUCCUCUCUUCAAAAGAUGACAACGCUGUCCUGAAAAUAGCAGAUUUUGGAUUUGCAAGAUCUCUUGAACCUAAAGUCCUUGCCGAAACCCUUUGCGGCUCACCUCUGUACAUGGCUCCAGAAAUAAUGCAACUUCAGAAGUAUGAUGCAAAGGCAGAUCUCUGGAGUGUUGGUGCCAUUCUGUUUCAGCUUGCGACAGGAAAAACCCCAUUUACCGGAAACAACCAAAUGCAGUUGCUCAGGAAUAUCAUGAAAUCAACUGAAUUGCAUUUUCCUCCUCAGAGAAAGAAUUUGAGUUCUGACUGCAUGGAUUUGUGCCAAAAGUUGCUACGCGCUAACCCUGUGGAGCGCUUGACAUUUGAAGAGUUUUUUAAUCACCCUUUUCUGUCCCAGGGGCAACCAGGUGAAUUGUUGAGAAAUGUGAGUUCACCAAUAGUAAGAGAUGGGUUUCCUCUAGCUGAACGCAAUCCUGUGAUGAAUGUAGAAGAAAAUUCUCAAAAAGAUUUUUUACCUUUUAGUCUUGACGAUGAUUCCAGCGGCCAUGAUGGGAGUCAACCCUUUGGUAGGAGGCCCCCAAUGAAUUCUAGUUAUGGAUUUUCUCUUGAUUCAAAAAUUGACAGGAAGGUAGUAUCUAACACUUUAAGUAACAUGGAUCCUACUUCCAAGUAUGGUACUAUUCUGCAUGCACCAGAAGACACUGGUUUUAGUCUUGACAGCGACACACCUUUGGAAGGAAAUGUAUAUAAAUCUUUCCAAUCCUUUGGGCAAAGACCAAUGAACAUUCGCUCAAGAGUCGUGGAUUCAUGGGUGUUGAUUGAUCAGGAUUAUGGUUUUGUAUCUCGACCCUCUAUGGAUGCAUCUUCUUCUUCGGCUAGUGCUUCCAAGCUAAGCCAUAUGCCAUGCAAGUUAGAGAGUCCCCAUCAAGCAUUUGCAAGUGUUAACUCCACAUCAAGUUCUUCAAUGCCAAUUGUUAGUUUGACAGGUAGCAGAGUUGGUUGCAUUGGAGCCUUGGACAGUCACAGUGCUGCUCCUUCUGGGACUCCUCAUGAUAUAGGAGAUGCUUUAGAGCAGCCAAUAACUCACUGCAUGACCAGGAUUCGGUCAUUACAGCAGUUUGCAUCUGCCAUCAGAGAAUUAGUCAAUGAAAAGAUUGCGGCAGGCAAUCAACUAGAAGCAUUCUCAAUUGAGCUUGUAAUUCUUGCAAUAUGGAAGCAAGCUCUUCACAUUUGCCAUACCCAAGCCGUGUCAACUAUUGAAGGAAGCCCAGCGCAAGAGCACGGUAGUCCUGAUGUUGACAACUCUCCAACACCACAGGAUAUGUCUUCUCUUAUGGAGAGAGAAUUUCUUCUUGAGAUUGGAAAUGCUGAGGAACUUGCCAAGGUUAUUGAGCCUGGAAAUUCGGAGAUGCCUGAUGCGAUGGAGACCAUAUAUCAGUCAGCCCUUGCUUGGGGAAGACGUGGCGCUGUUGAUGAGUACAUGGGUGAUGCUGAAAAUGCAGCAGUUUAUUAUUCGAAAGCAGUGCAGUUGUUGGUCUUCCUUCUAGUCGAAGCACCAUCCCUCAUUCUAAUUCCUCCAUUCUCCCUUACGAACUCGGACCGUUAUAGACUCCAAACUUACAUUGAUGUCCUCAGUAACAGGCAAAGUCGCUCAAGCUCUCAAAGGAUGGCUCUUCUUAAAUGUGAGGAUCAAAAAUGCAUAACUCAAGGAAUGGGGGGAGGUUUUAACACAUGAUGGCAGCACUAUUUUACUAUGUACAGUAAUUUAUUUGUACAGCUAUUCGGAAGAGUGACUGGGAGAUGGUGGAGUUGACCUGUCUUUUUUUUUCCCGCACGACAGGAGAAACUAAUCUACUCUAACGCCAACUCAACCGAUCAAGAUGGUUAUGGAACUCGUGUCUAUAGGAUUUCAACCCGUAACCUUGUAACACCAUUGCUACUACACGGCUGUUAGGCCAACCGCCUCCUAUAUGUGAAUCUGUUGUUUUUGUACAGAA
Rhododendron vialii is the source of this 2850-nucleotide messenger RNA. Its product is annotated as serine/threonine-protein kinase ATG1c-like. Gene Ontology annotation, biological process: autophagy; peptidyl-serine phosphorylation. Gene Ontology annotation, cellular component: cytoplasm. The transcript has 13 exons. The coding region runs from base 444 to 2588 and encodes 714 amino acids. Gene Ontology annotation, molecular function: protein serine/threonine kinase activity; ATP binding. NCBI's taxonomy places the organism in Eukaryota, Viridiplantae, Streptophyta, Magnoliopsida, Ericales, Ericaceae. The record is from RefSeq and is a predicted model, not a curated record.